AUGGCGCCUGGGGAGAGAACACCUAAGGGAACUAAGCGGACUAAGUCCCGGAAGGGCAAGGAAGCGGCUGGUGGUUCUGGACAGGUCAUAGGAGAUGGGGCCAACCCCACUCAAGUGUUACCACCCCAGACGGGGCUGGUUAAUGAGAAGACCGGGGAACCCUUCGCGACGUUCCUGCCUACUGAGGUUCAGGUUGAUAACCUGGGUGAGCAACAACAAGAGGGACGGGAGGAGGAAGGUGAUUCCUCCCAUGUAGGAGACGAGACCGGACCUGGAGAUGGGGCGGAGGAGUUGGCCAAGCCAUCUAUGCGGGAGGUGACGGAUGUGGUUAAGGCCAUUGGCACUCAGAUGUUGGCUUUCACGCAUGAAUUUACCCCUUUUUUGAACUCAUCGGUUGGCCAGAUCACCCCAGCUCAGGCCACGGUUCAGGCAACUCAAAGAGCAGCUAGGACAGCUGGGAAAGCAUCUGGUGUAGCUCGUGCAGCUGCACAAGUAGCUCGAACAGCUGCCAGGACAGCCGAGGACCGAGCUUCGGUCAAAGCUGAGGAGUACAAAAAGGACAUUGUGGUUCACUUCCUGGAAGGUGACACACAUAACUGGUGGUUAGCUCUAGACAAACGCACCAAUGGGACAAUUGAGCGGUUCUCAAACUUCGAGGUGGAGUUCAACCACAAAUACUUCUCAGCUGAAGCUUGGGACCGUCUGGAGUCUCAGUUCCUAGACUUGACUCAAGGACGCAUGAUAAUACGUGAGUACGAAGAGAAGUUCAUCCGGCUCAGACGAUAUGUGGGCAAGGAGUUGGAGGAGGAGACGACAGUGUCUGAACUGGUGGAACGCAUGGUUAUGGUGGAGACUAACUCGGCUGAAGAGGCCAAGCUGAAGUCUAGGGGCCACACGGCUUCUAGUGGAUCCGGAAGCGACCGGAAGAGAAAGAGGGACACGGCCGAAGGGGGCAAGGCCUCAAGUGAUAGGCCGGAGUGUCCUUCAUGCAGAAGGCAUCACGGUGGAGAGUGUUGGAAGGCAAAGGGGGCUUGCACCCGUUGUGGCAAGAUGGGCCACUUUGCUCGAGACUGUCCUGGACGGUCAGAGAACCGUGGACAGGGCUUGGGGAGUGACCCCAGAAGCUGUCAUUACUGCAGCAAGAUGGGACACCUACGCUGGGAAUGUCCCAAGAUGCAAGCUGAGGCUAAAGGACGUGGGGAGGCCAGCAAGCCAAGCCAGACCCGAGGUCAGACCUCAGCACCGCGUGUGUAUGAACUGACCAAGGACGCAUCAGAGGCUGGACCAUCACUGCAGGUACCUCAGGGUGUCCCCCCUGAUAGGUCGGAUCCAUUUACGAUUGAACUAGAGCCAGGGACAGCUCCGCUGUCCAAGAGUCCGUACCGGAUGGCUCCGGCCGAGAUGGCCGAGCUAAAGAAGCAAUUGGAAGAAUUGCUUGACAAGGGGUUCAUACGGAAGACGGCAUUUAGGACCAGGUACGGUCAUUACAAGUUCGUAGUGAUGCCGUUCGGUCUGACCAAUGCACCUGCCGCUUUCAUGAAAAUGAUGAACAGCGUGUUCCGAGAUUUCUUGGAUGAAUUCGUGAUCAUCUUCAUUGAUGAUAUCCUAAUUUAUUCCAAGGAUGAGGAAUCUCAUAGGAAACACUUGAGAGCCUUGCUGGAACGAUUACGAGAACACAAACUCUAUGCUAAACUCAGUAAAUGUAGCUUUUGGCAGAAGAGUAUUGGGUUCCUCGGCCAUAUUGUUUCCGAUCAGGGCAUCUCGGUGGAUCCAGAGAAGAUCAGGGCAAUCAAGGAUUGGCCCCGACCACGCAGUGCUACGGAAGUCAGAAGCUUCUUAGGGCUGGCAGGUUACUAUAGAAAGUUUGUGAAAGGAUUCGCAAGCUUGGCUCAGCCUAUGACGCGGUUGACUGGGAAGGACGUUAAGUUCACAUGGGCUGAAGAGUGUGAGGAAUGUUUCUCCGCACUUAAGAACAUGCUGACUAGCGCACCCGUCCUAGUGCUUCCGGAGGCCGAUCAACCAUAUGUGGUCUAUACGGACGCGUCCAUCACUGGGCUAGGUUGCGUAUUGACCCAGCAUGGGAAGGUCAUUGCCUAUGCGUCCAGGCAGUUGAGGAAACAUGAGGGAAACUACCCCACCCAUGAUCUCGAAAUGGCUGCGGUAGUAUUCGCCUUAAAGAUUUGGCGAUCAUACUUGUAUGGCGCCAAAGUUCAGAUACUUACGGACCAUAAGAGUCUUAAUUAUAUAUUCACCCAGCCUGAGUUAAACUUAAGGCAGAGGAGGUGGAUGAAAUUCAUAGCUGACUACGAUUUGGACAUCACCUACUAUCCGGGAAAGGCUAAUCUGGCCUUAGGGACAAGAGUGAACAUGAGUACGGCCUAUCACCCACAGACGGAUGGACAGUCUGAACGU
Molecule: messenger RNA, 2412 nt
Organism: Brassica rapa (field mustard)
Lineage: Eukaryota; Viridiplantae; Streptophyta; Magnoliopsida; Brassicales; Brassicaceae
Molecular function (GO): nucleic acid binding; zinc ion binding
Source: RefSeq, a predicted model, not a curated record